Daphnia magna is the source of this 2124-nucleotide messenger RNA. RefSeq names its product polypeptide N-acetylgalactosaminyltransferase 11. Gene Ontology annotation, biological process: regulation of Notch signaling pathway. Gene Ontology annotation, cellular component: Golgi apparatus. The record is from RefSeq and is a predicted model, not a curated record. Lineage: Eukaryota; Metazoa; Arthropoda; Branchiopoda; Diplostraca; Daphniidae. The transcript has 11 exons. Gene Ontology annotation, molecular function: Notch binding. The coding region runs from base 118 to 1992 and encodes 624 amino acids.
UUACUUUCACAAAACAACAAACAGGUUUGGUCUUCAUGCCGCUCACUUUAGAAUGUAAAUCUACACUUCGGAACAUAGAGCUCUUUCCCAGUAGUAUUAUCGAAAAGUAAACCGAAAAUGAGAGCUUCUUAUAAGCCAUUUUUCUUGGGAAUUGUAUUCACUUCAAUCACUUGGUGUAUUGUCUUAUAUCUCUACAUUUCACUUAACCCUAAAAGCAACAGCACGGCACUGCAACAUUACUCGUCGGCUUUUCCCUUCAUUGUGACUGUCAAAGAAGUAAGUAGAACGCUUCCCAUUAUCAUAGACAACGCGCUGGAUGAAGUUGAUCAAGACAGAAAUAAGGGAAAUAUAGGCAAUAGUUCAAAUGUUAAAGCCAGUAACCCUGCUGUGAAGCAACUAGAAACCAAUCUUGGUUUAGUUAGAAACAGUGAUGACCAGAAGAUCAGAGAAGAAGGUUAUAGCAAGCAUGCCUUUAAUGUACUUGUGAGCUCAAGGCUGGACUACCACAGAGCCAUUCCCGAUUCUCGGCAUAAAAUGUGUCAAUCUCAGACAUAUCCAACAUUGUAUCUAAAUACCAGUGUCAUAAUUUGCUUUUACAAUGAAGAUCCAAACACUCUUUUUAGGACUGUGCACUCAGUUCUUGAUCAAACCCCUAGUGAACUGCUCCAUGAAAUUUUGUUAGUUGAUGACAACAGUGACACAGGAAAAAUUCAUGAUGAAGUACAGGACUUUGUUGCCAAGAAUUUCCCUCCGAAGGUGCAACUUCUUAAAACUAGCAAGCGCGAGGGUCUAAUUAGAGCACGAAUAUUUGGCGCAAAAAAGGCCACAGGACAAGUAUUAAUAUUUUUAGAUUCACACUGUGAAGUGAAUAAGGAAUGGGUUCAACCUCUCGUAGCAAGAAUUCAAGAAAAUCGAACGUUCGUCGUCACUCCAAUAAUUGAUAUAAUCAAUUCUGACACAUUCCAGUACACGUCUUCGCCUUUAGUUCGUGGUGGGUUCAAUUGGGGUCUACAUUUCAAGUGGGACAGCUUACCGGAUGACUCUCUUAAGUCGAAUGAAGAUUUUGUCAAGCCAAUAUUAUCACCGACAAUGGCUGGCGGAUUAUUUGCUAUCGAAAGAGAAUAUUUUUUUGACAUUGGAGAAUACGAUGCAGGAAUGAACGUUUGGGGCGGUGAAAACCUGGAAAUAUCUUUUAGGAUUUGGAUGUGUGGCGGAAGACUAGAGAUAAUUCCUUGCUCUCGUGUGGGGCAUGUUUUCCGGCGUCGCAGGCCAUAUGGUAGUCCCAACGGCGAGGAUACCAUGACGUACAAUUCACUACGUGCGGCCCACGUUUGGCUCGAUGAAUAUAUUGAACACUUCUUUCACGUACGCCCGGAUGCUAGACAUAUAACUUACGGAGACGUUGGACCCCGUCAGCGUUUGCGCCGACUAAUGAAAUGCCAGUCGUUCGAUUGGUACCUCAAAAACAUAUAUCCGGAACUAGCAAUUCCUGGAAAAGAAGGCAAUAAGACAUCCAAGAAAGAAACAAAUAGUAAACUCCAGGCGCGGCGUAUGUACCAUAGGAAAAACUAUAUUGCAACGUACCAAGUUAAAUUGUCGGGUAGUAAUCUUUGCGUGGAAAGUGAGAAAGAAGUGACUUCGAAAGGUUCUGUAUUACAAAUUGGUGUAUGCGCAAAAACAAAGAAACAACUAUGGUCCGUGACAGAUAAAGGAGAAAUGGUACUGGCCCAAAUGCUUUGCAUGGAAUCACCCGAAAGUUCUAAACAGAAACCCAGGCUCUCUAAAUGCCACGAAAUGGGCGGACUCCAAGAGUGGAAACAUCACGACGAUAUAGACACACCUGUUUACAAUAUUGCAGCUGGUUUGUGCCUCGGAAUCUCAAACUCUGGCAUUGAAGAUUUCGCAAAUCCGGUACUUGAAAACUCUUCUGUUGUUAUGACAGUUUGUACUGAUUCAUCAGCUGCCAAAUGGGAUUUUGUGAAAGUUCCUUAACACUAAUCCUAAUCGCUUUAUAUUCAAUUUGUUUUCUUUAUCCCACCUGCGGUCAGUAAGUAAAUUGUAAAUAAUGGCUACACUUUUUUUUAAUGAAUAUUCCCCAAAUAAAAAGUAAACAAUAUUAUUUUA